Messenger RNA from Oncorhynchus tshawytscha (Chinook salmon), 851 nucleotides. It is a transcript of the gene tprkb, whose product is annotated as Tp53rk binding protein. The record is from RefSeq and is a predicted model, not a curated record. Bases 134 to 700 code for a protein of 188 amino acids. Gene Ontology annotation, cellular component: cytosol; EKC/KEOPS complex; nucleus. Gene Ontology annotation, biological process: telomere maintenance via recombination; tRNA threonylcarbamoyladenosine modification. The transcript has 4 exons. NCBI's taxonomy places the organism in Eukaryota, Metazoa, Chordata, Actinopteri, Salmoniformes, Salmonidae.
UUGACAAUUAUUAGGUACAGCAUAAAUAUUUUUAGUCGUGUAAAACCGGAACCUUUCAGAUUAAUUGUGUUACCUUGUUUUUGUUCCCAGUGUAUUUCUUUUUUUUUAAACCACGUGAGAUGGUCUAACUGAAAUGUUCGAGUCUUUUUUUAAUCCACAAAUUCGUUUUCCUUCAGUUAUGUAUUCAACUCAGGAAUUGGAACUCUUUCCUGAUCGUACUGUAACUCAGUUGCUAUUCAAAGAUGUCAAAAACGCUGCAGAAUUGAGGAAAAAUGCCAUGGAAGGAAAGAUUAAUGGUGCCUUGAUAAACCCGUCUAUGAUAGUGAACCCCUUCCAAGUGCUAGUGGCAGCAAACAAGGCAGUUCAUUUACAUAGUACUGGAAAAAUGAAGACAAGGAGUUUAUAUUCCGAAAUCAUCUACAACCUUUCACCCACUAAUAAUAUUUCAGAGGCCUUCAAGAGGUUUGGGAUGUCAGACAGUGACAGUGCUGUUCUCAUAGUUCUAGUCCAUCUCAAAGAGGAGACGCAGCACAUGACUGACAUCAUUGCCAAGGUGGAUGGACAACAGAUCCCAGUUGAAGAUGUCUCCAUGUUGACCGACCCUGCUAAGGUCAAAAAGCUGUACAAAACCACACCCCAGGAGGAUACGUGUCUACUGGAUGCUGUUGUCUGCAGGAUGGCAACCAAAGAUGUCAUGUAGCUCAGCAAGAAGACGUGGCAGCAAAUGGAACCCUUCCUGUUAUGUCAUUUGUUGUUGUUGUUGUUGAGCGUUUCAUAUUGAUGUUGUUGCACAAUGUCAUAAAUCAAAUGUUUUCCUCCUCGAAUAUGUUAUUAAACAUGUUUUAUUUUUA